Molecule: messenger RNA, 5258 nt
Organism: Lagopus leucura (white-tailed ptarmigan)
Lineage: Eukaryota; Metazoa; Chordata; Aves; Galliformes; Phasianidae
Gene: MPP7
Product: membrane palmitoylated protein 7
Exons: 20
Coding region: 598-2328 (576 amino acids)
Biological process (GO): protein localization to adherens junction
Cellular component (GO): cell-cell junction; plasma membrane
Molecular function (GO): protein binding
Source: RefSeq, a predicted model, not a curated record
AUGCGGAGCUGGGGCGCGCGGCUCCUCUCCUAGACGGAGGCUGGGGCGCGUUCGCCGCCACCCGGGAGACCCAGCCGCAGCUGCAGCAUUGCCAGUGAUGUAAUCAUUCUACCACAAACCUGCAAUGAGGUGCUCUGGAAGUGAACUCACUGUUUACAUCUGGUUCCAUACAUUCUCAGCUCCCCAGUCUGGAAAAUGCAUACUUUGCAUUCUUGUUGAAGUCAAGACAGUCAUAUGGUAUACCGAAGUACCUCAAACUGCAUAUACAUGAAAGACGUCCCAUUAAUAGGAGAUCCCUUUGUUUGAACAAGUUUCUUGAGCACAUGAAAACCGAAAGCGCUCCCAUCCGUCCCUGUGGCUGUAGCUGUGUGCUGCUCCGGGGGCUGUACGUGAGCUCAGAGCAGGAGUUCUCCUUCAUGGUUCCUGUAUGUGGUCAAAAGAAAACAAGCAGAAUUAGUGCAAACCAAGAGAAAGGAGGAGAUUGCAUAAAUCUUGGUAGACAAGUUGGCUGCAAGCAGUUAAACCGAAAUUAACUUCUGCCUUCUGGCCGCAGAGUGCGAGUUUGACGUUCGUGUGUGAUAUUCUGCAGACUAAAUCAUGCCAGCGUUAUCAACUGGAUCUGGAAGUGACACAGGUCUGUAUGAACUGCUGGCAGCAUUGCCAGCCCAGCUGCAGCCACAUGUGGACAGCCAGGAAGACCUGACCUUCCUCUGGGAUAUGUUUGGUGAAAAAAGCCUUCAUUCACUGGUGAAGAUUCAUGAAAAACUGCAUUAUUACGAAAAACAGAACCCUGUGCCCAUACUCCACAGUGCAGCAGCCUUGGCAGAUGAUCUGGCUGAGGAGCUGCAGAGCAAGCCACUGAACAGCGAGAUCAGAGAACUGCUGAAACUGCUGUCCAAACCCAAUCUCAAGGCUUUGCUCUCUGUACAUGAUACUGUUGCUCAGAAGAACUACGAUCCUGUCUUGCCUCCCAUGCCUGAUGAUAUUGAUGAGGAAGAAGAUUCAGUUAAAAUAAUCAGACUUGUCAAAAACAGGGAACCAUUGGGGGCUACGAUUAAAAGGGAUGAACAUACUGGUGCAAUUGUGGUGGCAAGGAUAAUGCGUGGAGGAGCUGCAGAUAGAAGUGGUCUUAUUCAUGUUGGUGAUGAACUCAGGGAAGUCAAUGGGAUUCCUGUGGAUGAUAAGAAACCUGAAGAAAUAAUACAUAUUUUGGCUCAGUCUCAAGGAGCAAUUACAUUUAAAAUUAUACCCAGUGUAAAGGAAGAAACACCAUCGAAGGAAGGCAAGAUGUUUAUCAGAGCCCUAUUUGACUAUGAUCCUAAUGAGGAUAAAGCAAUUCCUUGUAAAGAAGCUGGACUUGCUUUCAGAAAAGGAGAUAUACUUCAGAUCAUGAGCCAGGAUGAUGCAACCUGGUGGCAGGCCAAACACGAAGGUGAUGCCAAUCCCAGAGCAGGCUUGAUCCCUUCAAAGCAUUUCCAGGAGAGGAGAUUUGCACUAAGAAGACCAGAAGUGCAGAUUCAGCCACUGAAAAUUUCCAACAGAAAAUCAUCUGGUUUUAGAAGAAGCUUUCGCCUUAGCAGAAAAGAUAAAAAAACAAACAAAUCUAUGUAUGAGUGCAAGAAGAGUGAUCAGUACGAUACAGCAGAUAUCCCAACAUAUGAAGAAGUUGCAAAAUAUAGACGACAACCUAAUGACAAAUACAGGCUUGUAGUUUUGGUUGGACCAGUGGGGGUUGGACUGAAUGAGCUCAAACGAAAAUUGCUGAUCAGUGACACCCAGCAUUACGGCGUAACAGUGCCACACACCACCCGAGCAAGAAGAAGCCAAGAAAGCGAUGGUGUUGAAUACAUUUUCAUUUCCAAGCACUUGUUUGAGACAGACGUACAGAAUAACAAGUUUAUCGAGUACGGCGAGUAUAAGAACAACUACUAUGGCACAAGCUUAGACUCUGUUCGGUCAGUCCUCGCUAAAAACAAAGUCUGUCUGUUGGAUGUGCAGCCUCAUACAGUGAAACACUUACGGACAUACGAGUUUAAGCCCUUUGUUAUAUUUAUAAAGCCUCCACCACUUGACCGCUUGAGAGAGACUAGAAAAAAUGCCAAGAUUAUUUCAAGUAAAGAUGAUAGGGGAACUGCAAAGCCCUUUACAGAAGAAGAUUUUCAAGAGAUGAUUAAGUCUGCCCAGGUGAUGGAGAGCCAGUACGGCCACCUCUUCGAUAAGGUGAUCAUCAAUGAUGACCUCGCAACAGCCUACAGUGAGCUUAAGGCAACCUUUGACAGACUGGAGACUGAGACCUUCUGGGUUCCCAUCAGCUGGUUGCACUCAUAGCGUUUCGUGUUCACAAGGCAGCCAAUGCAUCCCGAUCCAGACGUGUGCGUGGUUAGGCAAUACUUAAGGGGCAUUUUCUUGGGAGAAGGGCUUUCUAACUCUACCUGAGCAGCAAGUGCACUCUUCACAUACUUGGCACUGGUCUUGUUUUCCUGUGUCUUCAUCCUCCUGUUCACAAUUUUGGGACAGUCAUGUGGAACCGAAGUCUUACUAAGAUCAGUAAAGCAAGCAAAUACUCGUGUAACAAAACUGCCAAAUGUCUCUCUCUCACUCGUAUGUCCAUUUACAAAGUAAGCUUUUUUAAUGGAGAGUCUGCAGAAGAUAGUAAUUAAUACUGGAGAUCAGCACUUUGGUGGUUGUAAGUCUAACUGCUCUCAUAAAAAGCACAUCAGCACUUGGAAGUUAUUAUCCCUUAAGUGCUCGAGAGAACUGAAAUAGGCAAAAGUGACCAACAUUUUUAUGGGGAGGACUUCCUAUGCGCAGCAAGAUAAGUGUUUUUACUUUUAUAGACGUGAGUCUUGUCUUACAUGUACAGAAUGAUUGCAGUAUUCCUUUGCACUUACGUAGUCAUGAAAAGAAAGAUGUAUUCAGUGGCUCAGUUGUGAAAAUCCCUGCUGUGAGCAUGCACAGAUUGAAGGUAUUUUCAUGCAUGCUUUGUGGCACAACGAAUAGAACUCACGGGAAUAUUUAUUUAAAUAGGGUUACUAUGUAUAUAACUUCAAAGUCUUUAGGAUUAAUCUUCUGUAAAAUAGGUGACUAAGCAGUAUGAAUAGCAACCAAGUAAAGAGUACUUUUUUUUUUCCUUUAAAUUGAUAUCAAGAACUUUUAGCAAACCUUGGAACAGCUUUCCCUUCAGAAUUUUUCAAACAAUUGGUGAGGAUGCUGUGGAGACCUGGAAGCAGCUGCAAUAAGUCAGUUCUUUCCAUUGUUUGCUAUGUAGCGGUACUUGUUUUGAUAGCGUAACAGACGUCUUAUCUCCAUCCAGAAACAAAUUAGUGCUGUAGUCCUCAUUACAAAAAAAUCUCCAUCAGUGGUCCGAUACAGAUGGAAACCUCAUCUUGAAUUUGAUGUGGCAGUGUAAGCAUAUGUAUCAUAGAUGAUGUAUUUUAAUAUAGAUAAUUCGGUAUUUUUCUUUCUUUACUGCUGAUAUGCAGGAAAUGAGUACAUCUGUAAAGACCAAGGAACACCUGUGUGUUGUGUUGUGAAUGUGUCUGUAAGUAAAGAACGUAUAGGAGCUUGUAAAUUCAGGUCAUCACAUCUGUGGCAUUCAAACAGGAAGCAGUUAUUUCAUGUUAAUCUGUAAAGAGAAUAUAGAUGUCUUGUUUCAGGGAAAAAGAAUUUAGUGAAACUUUAUAUAUUUAUGGAGGGUUGAAAAGGGAUGUGAAGUUUUUAAAUUUCUUGUCAAUGUGUUCAUUUAUUAAACAGAUUAUGAAGACUGUAAUUCAAAACACUGUCUCUGUAAAUUGAGCUCAACAUUCCAUGUAAACUUUUUAUUUCAGUUCAUGUGCUGAUAAAGCCAUCAGAUUCCGCAGUUUAAUUCUAAAUGCGUAUUUAAUUUGUGGGUCACUGCACGUAGCGUAGAGUUGUGUAAAACAAAUGAAAUGCAAGCAACAGCAGCAAAAUCCCUCCGAGUCUGGAAAUGUUUAUGUGGGAGUCACAGACGUACAGAAUCUCAGUAUGGUAAACGUUCUGUUUGAAGCACUGUAAUGUAACUUUUGUCAAACUUCACCAUUUUUCAGGAGGAAAAUUUUUUGUAACAUAAAUUGAGAUUUGUUGAUUAAGUUAAUUGCAUGCGGGUUAUGUGGGUUGAGAAGAUGUUUUCUAUUAUUUUUAAUUACUGAAAAUCACACUGUUUUUCUGGGGAUCUGGAAUUGGGUGCCUGCUUGCCUUUGCCUGCAAAGAACCGAGCGCCCUCACCACUUCUUCCAACCAACAGCUUGGAGAGGGGGCUCUGCAUCCCUUGAUAUCUGGCCACUUCCCGCCUUAAUGAGCAACUCAGUGCUGCUUCUGACCUGCAGUGUAUCAGAACUUCAGUGUGGAAUAGCACUCCCAUAAGGGACCUGCUUUUCUCUUUGAGAAAGUGGUGCUGGAAUAUUCUGCAAAGUCUCUGUCCAGAGCAGUCCUGCAUGCUGUCUGUCUUGUCCUUUUGAAAAAGACUGCAGUUCCCAUUCCUGGGUCGGUGCAGUCUCAGAGGACAUUCUGCACCACGCUGUGCUGGGCAGCCAUGGGCAGCGCUGUGCUCUGCUGCCUUCAUGAAGACGCUGCUGCUGGUCCCUGGUGCAGCCCUGCAGGCGCUUUGGAGGCAGAGAGGCGGAUGGCUGCCUGCCCUGUCUGUGGGCUGGGAGCCGAGUCCUGAGUUGUAACACCUGCAAGGGAAGGGAAUCACAAAAACAUAAAUCCUGCAGAGCAAAACGUGCACACAGUGAGAGGUGGUGUUAGCUAAAUCACUAGAUUGCUCUUGAAAAUCAAUGUUAUUGCAGUGGUUGCUUCCAAAAAUAAAAAAAAGAAAAUAGAAGCCUCUGGGCUCUGCAAGGCAGGCAGGGAUGAUGUAAGUUCAAGGCAGAAAGAUGUCUCAGCCCACCAGUUCUGACAGCACGGAACCUGCUCUGAACUCACGUGCCAAAUUGUUCUGAGGUUCCGUGGGGAGGGCUGUGUGCUUCUUCUGACUCUGAACAUUUGGGAACGAAGACGACUCAAGGUGGUUUCAAUAUUCCAGAUAUUCAAGUUGUGCUGUGUGGGCUUUUAGGAACUGUGUGUUUUGACAGAUGUUUUUGUUGUGUUCUAGCUGUUUGCCAUAGUCAAAAAAAAAGGGGUAGUAUUUUUUCAUAUUGUACCAAGCUCUGUACUUGAAUUUGCCAUCAGGUCAUUGGUUGAUGUCUUACCUGCACUCUUACCUUCUUUAUGCAAAACAAUAAAUUAUUGAUAUAUCA